Molecule: messenger RNA, 528 nt
Organism: Colletotrichum phormii
Lineage: Eukaryota; Fungi; Ascomycota; Sordariomycetes; Glomerellales; Glomerellaceae
Exons: 3
Source: RefSeq, a predicted model, not a curated record
AUAUCAAGUGUUUCUGUCUCGGCUCCCCCAUCAUCAUGCUAUCCCUCUGGAUGGGACCGCAUCAAAGGGAUAAGCCGGCUCAAUUUUAGCCCGGGCGUGUGCCCCGAAGGAUGGACCACUCGAUGGGAUAGCAUGGCCCAUACACAUACCUUGGGCCCUACAUCAGCUUACUGUUGCGAUAGGUUUGUUUGCACUAUUUUCUUCGCCAUUGCAUAUAUUGCUUUUUUGCUCAUGAUGCAUACACCCUGGACAGUGACUUGGUAUGCAUCUAAUACUGCGAACUUGACGCCAAAGCUACCGACAUUGGCGAGCCUAAUGAUAGUGCCGACGUGGACAACUGGUCAGACGAUCCCGGAUGGAGUUUAUGACUAUAAACCGCCGAGACUUGAGAGUGGCCCUGACUUUACAAAAGAUAGUCUUUUCAUGUUCCUAGUUGCUGGAAUUCCUGUGAUUGUGUUCGUGUUGAUCUGCUCAUGCGUCUUUUGCUGCAUAAGGAGCUGCAGAAAGAAGAGGCGGCAGAAAAAGGCU